GAUUCAUAUCAACACCUGAUAAAUGGAAAAUCGAAACAACGUGACCGAAUUCAUUCUUCUGGGUGUCACAAAGAACCUGGAGCUGCGGAGAAUAUUUUCUGCUGUGUUUCUCAUCAUGUAUGCAGCCACAGUGUUGGGGAAUCUACUCAUUGUGGUAACUGUGAUCACAAGUCAGAGUCUGAGGUCACCUAUGUAUUUUUUUCUUACCUUCUUGUCCCUUUCGGAUGUCAUGUUCUCAUCUGUCAUUGCCCCCAAGGUGAUUGUAGACUCCCUCUCCAAGAGCACUGCCAUCUCUCUCAAAGGCUGCCUGACCCAGCUCUUUGUGGAGCAUUUCUUUGGUGGUAUGGGGAUCAUCCUCCUCACUGUGAUGGCCUAUGACCGCUACGUGGCCAUCUGUAGACCCCUGCACUACACGACCAUCAUGAGUCCACGGGUGUGCUGUCUGAUGGUAGGAGGGGCUUGGGUGGGGGGAUUUACGCACGCAGUGAUACAACUUCUCUUCAUGUAUCAAAUACCCUUUUGUGGUCCUAAUAUCCUAGAUCACUUUAUAUGUGAUUUGUUUCAGUUGUUGACCCUUGCCUGCAUGGACACCCACAACCUGGGGCUCUUAGUCACCCUCAACAGUGGGAUGAUGUGUGUGGCCAUCUUCCUUAUCUUAAUCGCAUCCUACACGGUCAUCCUAUGCUCCCUGAAGGCUUACAGCUCUGAGGGGCGGCAUAAAGCCCUCUCUACUUGCAGCUCCCACCUCACAGUGGUUGUGUUGUUCUUUGUCCCCUGUAUUUUCUUGUACAUGAGGCCUGUGGUCACUUACCCCAUAGACAAGGCAAUGACUGUGUCAGAGUCGAUCAUCACACCCAUGUUAAAUCCCUUGAUCUACACGCUGAGGAAUGCAGAGGUGAAAAAUGCCAUGAAGAAACUCUGGAUGAAAUGGGAGGCUUUGGCUGGGAAAUGACUGCAAGGCUGAGAACGUCAUGUGUUUCCCAAAAGGAGAAGUCAUUCUUUCAGGAAUGUGUAGGAGCUGAAACUGUCCAUUCUUCACUGGCUGUCAAAGGAAGCUCUUUUUUGAGAUGGAGGCUCUCUGCGUCACCCAGGCUGGCGUGCAAUGAACUAAUUUACACUCCCACCACGAUCUCUGCUCUGCAGUCUCCACCUCCUGGGUAAUUCUCCUGCCUCAGCCUCCCCAGUAGCUGGGACUACAGGCACAUGCCAUGACACCUGGCUAAUUUUGUAUUUUCAGUUGGAUGGAGUUCCACCCUGUUGCCCAGGCUGGUCUCAAAUUUCUGAGCUCAAGUGAUUCCCCUGCCUCUGCCUCCCAAACUGCUGGGAUUACAGGCAUGAGCCACCGCGCUAGCAGAGAGGAAGCUUUUAAAAUUGUAAAAUCAGGUUUAUGAUUCAGAUUCUGU
Molecule: messenger RNA, 1403 nt
Organism: Sapajus apella (tufted capuchin)
Lineage: Eukaryota; Metazoa; Chordata; Mammalia; Primates; Cebidae
Product: olfactory receptor 4C6
Exons: 1
Coding region: 23-952 (309 amino acids)
Biological process (GO): G protein-coupled receptor signaling pathway
Cellular component (GO): membrane
Molecular function (GO): olfactory receptor activity; G protein-coupled receptor activity
Source: RefSeq, a predicted model, not a curated record